CUUGUGCCAUAGGUCACACUCCCAUUUUACACCGAACACGAUUACUAUCUCAUUCCAAGAAAUCGCCGCAGAUUGCAUUACGAUCGGAUGUCGAGCCCACGCGCCGCCUCCAACGACGACGAUAAGCACUCCGGCAAUAGCAAGGAAGCGGCCGCGGCUAAAACCGCUGGCUUCAUCGUCUUCUCCGGAAUCGCUAUGAGCAUCCUUAAAACCCUAAACCCUUUCAACAAAGAGAGAAAUGCAACUGCAGUACCUCAACAGCCAGUGGUUGAGUCGAUUCAGCCUUCUCCGGCUCAGCCGAUUCGAGAUUCCCCACCUCCACCUGUCUCAGAACCUAUUAUCACCAAGGAAGCAGGUGGUUAUACGGAGCAAAGAUCACCAGAAUAAUCGCAAAGAGUGAUAGACAUUGUUAAAGGAGAUACUCUUUGGGGUCUGUCCAGAAAAUAUGGGGUGUCAAUAGAUGCCAUCAAAGAGGCCAACGGCCUUACAGGGGAUACCAUCUAUGCUGGCAAGAAACUUAUAAUCCCAUAACAUUGUUUUCUUCGCCUCAUAUCAGUUUUUCAGUUUUCUAAGUAGGUUUGAUUGGCAUUUUUUACUUUUGCAAGUUCAUAUGUCCAUUUAGUUUGUAAUAUGAACAUGAGUAGAUGAGAUGAGACAUUAGAUCGGAAUGGAGGUAUGUCAUUGUGAGCUUUUCACACAGUACUUCUACUUUAAAUAUUUUCUGUUUUACUGCAUUUAUUGUAUUAAAGUUCUUAGUGGUAUAGGGUCUGAA
Messenger RNA from Gossypium raimondii (Peruvian cotton), 772 nucleotides. RefSeq lists its product as uncharacterized. The transcript has 3 exons. Lineage: Eukaryota; Viridiplantae; Streptophyta; Magnoliopsida; Malvales; Malvaceae. The coding region runs from base 88 to 387 and encodes 99 amino acids. The record is from RefSeq and is a predicted model, not a curated record.